Molecule: messenger RNA, 2767 nt
Organism: Oryzias melastigma (Indian medaka)
Lineage: Eukaryota; Metazoa; Chordata; Actinopteri; Beloniformes; Adrianichthyidae
Gene: ints10
Product: integrator complex subunit 10
Exons: 17
Coding region: 329-2473 (714 amino acids)
Biological process (GO): snRNA processing
Cellular component (GO): integrator complex
Source: RefSeq, a predicted model, not a curated record
AGAGCUUCUCCUAGCUUUUGUUUGUCAAAUUUGAUGGGAUUUUAACGGACUCAUUCUUUUCGUAACUUUUAUUUUCUUUUAUUAUUGAGCUGAAGAAAUAAAUUUUCUUAGUUAGUCUUGUUACGAUGACAAAGGAACUUUAAUAAGCAAUACAAGUUACCUAGCUAUAGUUACAUGCUUUUUUUAUUUAAAGGCAAAAAUUGUAUUUUCAGCAAUUUGGGGACUCCAAAAUUGUUUGUGCUUUGGUGCUUAAUGCUUUAAACUACUGUCCGGGUUUCUGUAGAUUCAGUGGAUUACAUGCUAGUUUGGAAAGCUUGAUUAGCGUGCAAUGUCCGCGCAAAAAGACUGCGAGUUUUUGGUGAAAAGAGCUCGGGAGCUGGUCUCGGUUGACUCCUGUGCAGCUAAAGCCUGGCUAAUAACCGCCAGAACCCUUUAUCCUACAGAUUUCAACAUUCAGUAUGAAAUGUACACCAUUGAGCGCAAUGCGGAGAGAACAGCAUCAGCUGGGAGACUGCUAUAUGACAUGUUUAUAAACUUCCCUGAUCAACCCAUUGUUUGGCGUGAGAUUGGUGUCAUUACUGCUGCUCUGCGCAGUGACUCCCAAGACAAGCAUGCCCAGUUUCUACGAGGACUUUUUGAGACCCUGCCUGGUCGUGUACAAUGCGAGAUGCUACUAAAAGCCACAGAACAAUGUUUUAACACCCUGGAGAAAGCAGAAAUGUUAUUGCUACUUCUCAAGCGCUUUCCAGAGUCUGUGGUCCAACACGGGCUUAGUUUAGGUGAGACACUACUGGACGCAGAAGCAUCAGAGAAUGUAGACACUCCUGUCAAUUGUUUCCGAAAACUCUUUGUAUGUGAUGUCCUUCCUUUGAUCAUAAACAAUAUGGACAUUCGUCUCCCUGCGAGCCUGAUGCAGAAGUACAUACUGAAAGCUGCUGAAUUUUAUAUUGGAUAUGUUACCCGAGGCCCCUCAGCUGAUGUGCAGCUACAGGGCUCCCAGGAAAGUGGGAAUCUGAAGUCACCCGGCGUGUCUCGCGGCUCUCAGCGUUAUGUGAUUGAUGGUUUGUCAGAAAAAUCCUCACUGGUUGCAGAUCCUUGGGAGAGGCUGCUUGAAUUACUUGCUGUGGUUGGAGUUCGCUGUGAGUGGCAAGGAGACAAAGGACAAAGGAGUUUUGUGGACAUGCUGCAGAGAAUGAAAGAAUUGUGUCGCUACCUCCCAAGUUUGGAUGGAGAAACCAGAUCUCGCUACUGCAGCCAAGUGGUCAUCUGUGGAGCUCUCACCCUUUUCCGUAGUGCCUUCCUCUAUGUUUCAGCUGUACAACCCACACUGUUUCAGGGAGUUGGUGGUGUGAGUACGGGGCCAUGGAUCCUGGUGGAGGACCUGAGCUCAGUGUACAGCGAUGUAGAUCUGGAUAAAGGACCAGUGAAACACGCACAGAAGAAACGCAAACAGGCUGACGGGAGAGAAAAGACAAUGAGCUCAGAUGAUGAGGAAGGUUUGGGAAAGGGCCGUGGUCGACACAUUUUGGUCAAUAAGACCGAGAUGCCUAAUUGGGCGGAGACUCUGGAGGGCUUUCGCACUGCACGAGAAAGCUGGGACCUCCUUCACUCUCACGAUGGUCUGGAAACUGAGUUUAAGAAGAUCUGUGCAUCAUGGAAGACAGACAGCUGGUUAUGGUUUAGAAUAUUCCUCACAGAUAUGAUUGUGUUUCAGGGCCAAUAUCGGAAAGCUCUUUCCAGUUUGCAUCAAAUGUCUGCUGUGCAGCAGCACCAGCCGGGGCAGCAGAGUCCGUUGGGCCAGGGAAGUCUGGAGCAUCACAGGGUCCUCAUACAGCAGGCGUCAUGUCACUAUGCACUUGGAGAGUACAGGAUGGCUUGUGAGAAAUUGCUUGAUGUUGUAAGUGGACUGAUUCCUCCAAACCAAGACCAGGCGAAGUCUCCUGAAGAUCACAACAGAAUCCGAAGCAAAAGCAGGAAAGGUAAUGACCUUAGAUUGCUUCCGUGCACCAACAAAGCUGUUCUACCGUUCUGUCUCCAACUGAUGCUAGCUUGCUUCAAGCUCCGAGCCUUCACAGAAAAUCGUGACGACUUAUCCCUCGGUCACGUGGUGGUGCUCCUGCAGUACGACUGGCCACAGGGAGAGAUGCUGUUCUUAAAGUCAGUGGAAAAAAUCUGUCUCCAAGGAAGUUUCCAAUAUGAGAAUUUCUUCAACUAUGUUACCAACAUUGACAUGCUGGAGGAGUUUGCGUACCUGCGCACUCCAGAGGGAGGAAGGAUUCAGCUGGAGCUGCUGCCCAAUCAGGGAAUGCUCAUUAAGCACCACACAGUGACCCGAGGGAUCACCAAAGGAGUCAAGGAGGAUUUUCGUCUGGCUAUGGAGAGGCAGGUGUCACGCUGUGGAGAAAACCUGCUGAGUGUGCUGCACCGCUUCUGCAUCAACGAGAAAAUCAUCAUCAUCCAGUCUCUUCCUUGACGCAACUUAGCUCGUCAACUUAUUUUUAUUGUUCCUGCUGUUCAAAUUAUCCAUUCACAACCUCAAGAAACUGUUUUUUUUCACUUCGUUAAACAGGAAAACACCAAAUGUCAACUUCUGCUUUCAUUUUCCCUCAUCCAGAAUAACAGUGUUUGGGACAGUUCUGUGUGCACCCAUGUGUCUGAAUCAAGAGACUCAAAUAUAUUGUAUUACUUUUGUACAUUUUAUUGUUUAUGUGAAAAAAAGUUUGUUUCUAAUUUGGAUAUUUACAAUAAAUGUCACAUUCUGGGUAAA